This is a messenger RNA of Staurois parvus, 412 nucleotides long. Lineage: Eukaryota; Metazoa; Chordata; Amphibia; Anura; Ranidae. The record is from the annotation of a GenBank genome assembly.
CAGUUUUGCAACUCUUGAGUUUUACAUGUGUUCACAAAAAACUGUACAUAUCACCACAACUACUUCCCAGGACCCUGCGUUCACUAUAUCUGGUCUCCCCAGACCCUGCAUUUACUAUAUCCGGUCUCCCCGGACCCUGCAUUCACUAUAUCCGGUCUCCCCGGACCCUGCAUUCACUAUAUCCGGUCUCCCCGGACCCUGCAUUCACUAUAUCUGGUCUCCCCGGACCCUGCAUUCACUAUAUCUGGUCUCCCCGGACCCUGCAUUCACUAUAUCUGGUCUCCCCGGACCCUGCAUUCACUAUAUCCGGUCUCCCCGGACCCUGCAUUCACUAUAUCCGGUCUCCCCGGACCCUGCAUUCUCUAUAUCCGGUCUCCCCGGACCUUGCAUUCACUAUAUCUGGUCUCCCCGG